AGGAACGACUGGAGGCAAAGCUCUCUCACACAGGCCAGCGAAUUGAAACACGGAAAACGUUGAGACGCUUGAGCAAACGCUUGGGAGAUGCUGGGCCAGACACCAGAAAUGUCUUGGCGGGGCCACACGGCCUUUUGCUCGCAAUGUCUCUCUCUCCUAUGUAUGUAGGAUACGGAUCCCGAACUAUGCAAUAGUCUGCAGCGCAGAAAAAGGACACGGGCUAAGAAGCAUGAUUGCAUGGUUGCAUGGGGCAUGGAAUUGGGUCCAGCACUAGAGGAGGGGCAGCAUGCAAAAAAAGAGAGAGCAGGGACCCCUCAUCCCGCAAAGGCCAUUACAUACCCAUACAUUUUUAGUUGGUGAGGCACUUUUCAUUACGUCGGAGCUUCCCCAAGAGCAGACAGCCAGGAGAAGAGGAGAGAGGAAAAAAAAAACAAAAAGCCACCCAUCGCCGCAAUUGUCAUCCUACAAUUCGCGCAAUUCUCCUUCUCUACAGUUGCAUCUUUCUCGACCAAAAGAAGAUUUGAGAAACAGACAAUCCGGUGAAAGGACUGUCUCGACAAGUCCUCAGUCCUCAGUCCUCAGUCCUCAGUCCUCAGUCUUCAGUCUUCAGUCCUCAGUCUCAAGUCUCAGUCUUCAGUCUUCAGUCUUCAGUCUCAGUCUCAAGUCUCAGUCUCACUUCACCUUCCCUCCCAAGUUGACCUGGUUGUUCCCAACGGGUUUGCCUUUAUACCACCCAUGUUUCUGUCCUGCUUUCCUUCUUCCUUGCUUUCGUUCAUUCUUUCUUUCCGUCUUAGUUCCUUCCAGACGGGAGAUGGUGGGUGCUCUUAGGAAUCCAGAGGACAUGGACCAUGGCUUCUGUGUUUUCCCUCUUCUUGGCUACUGCCCCAUGGAUAAUGCGGUCAUCAUGGUGUAAUUCCUAGCCAGCACUAUCGGGGGGGUACGACGAGUGAGCUGGGCUGAGCCCUUUUCUUACCUGAUGACUUUAGAUCUCAGAUGCCAGACACUUGAACUGGACAGAUCUUCAGAAGCCGGCUCAAGGUUCACUCUACCGC
Messenger RNA from Truncatella angustata, 1052 nucleotides. RefSeq lists its product as uncharacterized. The transcript is spliced from 2 exons. Lineage: Eukaryota; Fungi; Ascomycota; Sordariomycetes; Amphisphaeriales; Sporocadaceae. The record is from RefSeq and is a predicted model, not a curated record. Bases 287 to 913 code for a protein of 208 amino acids.